Molecule: messenger RNA, 3975 nt
Organism: Clarias gariepinus (North African catfish)
Lineage: Eukaryota; Metazoa; Chordata; Actinopteri; Siluriformes; Clariidae
Exons: 5
Coding region: 16-1866 (616 amino acids)
Molecular function (GO): GTP binding
Source: RefSeq, a predicted model, not a curated record
AACAGGCAACCAGUCAUGGACGAUUCUCAUCAAUCCUCUCACAGGCAGGAGGCUGCUCAAUUCAGGGUUCAGCUGUGGGUGAACGGAAGAAAAAGAAGAUCAACCAACACAUUAAAAGAGAAAGAAAGAACUAUAAGUGAAAGAAAAAUCCAGACCCUCCAUUUUGUGUCGAGGGAAAAAAGCUUUUCUGGAGAACAUCGAGUGUACUUUGUCCUGAUUUACUUCUUUAUAUCAGAUACCAGUAACAAGACACCAGUCAUGGCCCAUUCUCUUCAUUAUGAUUUCAGGAACGAAGACUUGUACACCUCAGAGAAAGAACAACUAAAUCAAAUCAAAAGUAACAGCAGACAAAAAGGUGGAUUAAUCACAAGAUACAUCCUUAACACAAGUACUAUAGCUGAUGAUGAAAGACUGAAGAGAGUUGUUUUUAGGAAAAAGGACAACAGUAAGCCUCAUAAAACCAUAUUACUUGUUGGAGAAACAGGAGCAGGAAAGUCGACUCUCAUCAACGCCAUGGUCAACUACAUGCUGGGUGUUAAAAGUGAAGACAAAAUCUGGUGUGAGAUUAUAGAGACAACAGAAAAUCAAACUGGCUCUAAAACAAAUGUAGUAACAGUGUAUGAUGUCUUUACUGAACACAGCCCGUUCUCUCUGACCGUUAUCGACACGCCUGGAUUUGGAAGCACAGAAGGAAUAGAGAAGGAUGUAAAUAUUGCUGAAAGUUUACUUGAGUUAUUUAGACUUAAAGAUGGAGUUCAUGAAAUCGAUGCAGUGUGUCUUGUCGUGACAUCAGUCACCGUUCGUCUCACUGACCGACAGCAGUAUGUUUUUAAUGCUGUUCUCUCAUUAUUUGGCUAUGAUGUGGAGAAAAACAUUGUUGUGUUCAUCACACACGCCUCCAGAAAACCUAAUAAUGCCAUUAAAGCCAUCAAAGAAUCUAAAGUUCCAUGUGCUCGGACUGAUAAAGGAGAGCCGGUGUAUUUCAGGUUCGACAGCUUUCACUGUGAAGACCUGAAUGAUGAGGAAACUUUAGAGGAUUAUGAAGCAUCAUGGACUCUGUUACACAAAGCAAUGGGGAGCUUUCUGACCUUUCUGAAUGAAAUUAAACCCAUAAGCACAAAGAUGACUGAAGCAGUGCUGAGAAACCGCAAACGACUCACAGCAUCCAUCUUCAAUAUGAAGGAUCAAAUCACACUGGCAGAGCUAAAGCAAGAAGAACUUAAGCAAAUAAAAGAGGCUUUAGAGCAACUUGAGAAAAAUAGAUCAUCUGUGGAUGACUUUCAAAUUGAGGUGGACGAGGCUUACAAAGAAAAGGUGCAGAUAGAAUAUCAGUGGUGGCACUUUGGGUGGAAAGAGGCAACUUGCUGUACAGUGUGUGAGGAGAACUGUCAUUUCCCAGGAUGCUGGUGGGUCAAAGAUCUUUCCUGGUGUAGCGUCAUGCAGGAGAAGAAAUGCACAGUGUGUACGAGAAGAUGUCACUACACUAAACAUGUUAAAGAAAGGAAAAUGUAUGUAAUGAAGACGAGGAAGGUCAAGAAGACUAAUGAAGAUCUGAAAAGGAAAUACGACACAGAGGCUGGAGAUAAAAAGAGCUUGAUAAUUAGACUGGAGAAUGAAAUAACAGAAAUAGAAAAAGAAAAGGUCAGACUGGUGGAAGAGUGUUAUCAGUGUGUUGUUUUGCUCGAGGGGAUCGCCUUAGCAUCUGACUCUGUGUAUACACUGCAGUAUUUGGACUUUUUGAUUCAAAAAGUCAAAGAAACAGGAGGCACAGACCGAGUGAGGAAACUGGAAAACAUGAAACAAAGAGCUGAUGAAAAACACUUGGCGCAGUUAAUACGACUGUUUAAUUCAGUGCUACACAAAUAAAUGGCUUAACAUACAAGAGAAAAUCAUAUGUAAUCACUGUACAUAAAUACUCACUCAAUUACUCAUCACUCUCUAUAUCCCAGAAGACUUAGAGCACACACACAUUCACACACUACAGGCAAUUUAGGGAAUGUGAAUCAGCCUAACAUGCAUUUCUUUGGACUGUGGGAGGAAACUGGAGUAGCCGGAGGAAACCCACCAAGCACGGGAAGAACAUGCAAACUCCAUGUACACAGAGACCGGAAUCAAACCUGGCCGGGAAUUGAACCCGGACCCUGGAGGUGCAAAAUGUGAAUGCUAACCACUAAACUAAUGUGCUGCCUACAGUACAUUAAUACUAAAGACAUCAAAAUUGUAAAAGAACACAUAUGGAGUUUUGUAAUUUGCAAAAAAGUGUUAAACAACAGAAUAUGUUUUAGAUUAUCAAAAGUAGCUAUCUUUUGUUUUGAUGACAUCUUGGCACACGCAUGCAUUCUCUCGUCAAGUUCAUGAUGUAGUCAUCAGUAAUGAUUUUCAACUCGCAGUUGCCUUUCAAGAGUUAAUCUGUGACAUUUCUUUCUUUCCUAAUGUGCUUUAGACCAUAAUUUGUCUCGUGCAGAAGAAGAAUGUAUACGAGUCAAUAUUCCUGUUAGUACUCGGUUAAGUAAAGAAAAAAAGACAGCCCGGAAACAUCCAGUAAAGAAAUGAAGGUCAGUCCGAAAAAUGUCAAAGGACUUUAAAUUUAUUCCACAGUGUAGUCGUCAAAACCAUCAAAUAUAACUGUAGCUCUGAUGCGGACCGACCCAGGAAAGGAAGGCCAAGAUCUACCUCUGCUGCAGAGGAUCAGUUUAUUAAAAUAUUCAGCCUCAGAAACCACCAAUUUACAGCACUUCAGAUUCGAGAUAAAUGUUUGUUACUUGUAAUGUAAAUGUUUCUUGGAGUUCAAGCAACAGACGUAUUUCAACAUCAUCUGUUCAGAGGAGACUUCAUGAGUCAGGCCUUCAUGGUCGAAUUGCAAAAAAGAAAUCAUUACUUCAGAGGAACAAUGUGUAGACGAGACUUACUUGGGCCAAGAAACCCAAGGAAUGGACAUUAGAUCAUUGGAAAACUGUCCUUUGGUCUGAUGAGUCCUAAUUUGAGAUUUUUGGUUUUAACCUCCAUGUGUUUGUUAGAUGUAGACAGGCUGAACAGACAGUUCCUGAAUGUGUGGUUCCCACUGUUAGUCUUUUAUUUCUCUAUAUAAUCCUCUGCUACAAUAAUAAAUCAAUUACCUUUUUAAAUCAGCGUUGUUCAUUUUACAUAAUUCUACCAAUGUCUGUUUAUUAAAGUAUGAGAUAAAGUGUUUUCACUGGAGUGAGGCAUUUCAUCUAGAAUAGGUUACAUAUUUAGUAUGCUGAUGAACAUCAUCAUGAAGGACAGCUUUUCAGACAUCAACAACUUCACCAGGUGACUUUCUUCACUGAGAAAGUACACUCAGUCAUGGGUGUGGAAAGGAAAAUUUCAUCUGCGUCCUCAUCAGUCCUGGUCAAGAAAAAGAUCUGUGUGAUGCAUUGAUUGGCCUCGCCUCAGACCUGCACAGCUGAAACUCCAUUUUUGUCUUAGAUAUAUCUUAAAUUUACUUUCACAAUCUACAGACUAUUUAUGUAUAUAUACCUUUUGAAAUAGAUUAUUUUUAAUAUCAGUGUUGUAACAGCUUACAAUGACAAGCCAUUAUUAACAUGGUCUCAGCGUGAAAACACUUUGCUGUUCAUUAUUAUUAUUAUUAUUAUUAUUAUUAUUAUUAUUAUACAGCACAGUUCGACUUAUGAUUGUGGUAGUUCAGCAUCAUGUCCUUUACACAGUUGUGUUUGUUUUUCCCAUUCUUUUUUUUUUUUUUUAUAAAUUAUUAUAAUAAAAACAAUAAGACUACCAAUUUAAAGUAAUUUCCAAAUUAUCACUGAAAUGCAAAAUUUAUCUCCAGAAAAUGUUACUUUUUUUUUUUUGAUUAUUGUAAUGUAGUGUUCUUUUUGUUAAGGCAAAGUUUAACUUACCAUCUGUAUUUUCAUUUAUUCUGAACAACAUUCUGCUAAAAAGUUUUUGUUUUUUUUCUAGAAAUAAAAUCUUUCAAAUCUUAGUUUAGUCGGUUUGUUC